UAUAAAUAUAUAUAUAAGUCAUUUAUAUAUAUUUCUACCUCAUCUAAUAAAAAAAAAGAAGGCUCUCUCUUUGAAUUGUGUUAGCUGAAGAAGAAAACCAGUUACAAGUUUUGUUUAUAUUCUCAGUUGAAUAUAUAUGGAGUGGAUUCAAAGAAGGCAAGUGACAAUAUCUUUACUACUUGUUGUUAUUCUCAUGGCCUUGAAUAUCAAUAGUCUUCAUGGAGGACUAAUUGGUCCAGAAAGAAAAUUAGUUGAAAUAGAAAAACAAACAGGAUCUGAUGACACUGUGAGGAUUGAUCCAUUGAAAAAUUUCAAAAAAUACAGAGGAGGAUUUGAUAUUACAGAAAAACACUAUUGGAGCUCCACUAUUUUUACAGGUAUAUAUGGCUAUGCUAUUGCUGUGAUAUGGCUUUUAUGUGGCUUAGGAUAUGGAUUAUUUCUUGUUGCUUCAACUUAUUGUUGUUGCAAAAGAAACAAGAGAAAGCUCAAAAAGAGAACAACUUGUUGUUAUAAUAAACAUGAUUGCUAUCUCUGGAUUAUUGUCUCAGCCAUUUUCUUGACAAUUUUAGCAAUAAUUGCAACAGGGUUGGUUCUAGGAGGGAAUGGGAAUUUCCAUUCAAGAACAGAUAAAGUAGUGGAUAUAAUAAUUGAUACAGCAGAUGGAGCAUCAGAGACAAUUUAUACUACAACUAAAGCUAUGAGAGAAAUGAAUAGUGGAUUAGAAGGGACUGAAAUAGGUCAAGAAGCUUCUAAUUUCUUAAUUCCAACUUCUAGAAGACUUGAUACACAAGCUGAUGACAUAAGUAGAGAAGCCAGAAAAAAUAGGAGAUUAAUUGAAAAACUCCUCAACAUAGUGUACAUAGUGACUAUAGUGAUUAUUUCUCUUAACUUGGUUGCUCUAAUUGCUCUCUCAGUAUUUGGGAUACUCAAAUUUAGAACCACCCUUAAAUUGCUCAUUGCAUUAUGCUGGAUCUUUACAGCUCUGUGCUGGUUCCUUUUUGGGAUUUAUUUUUUCAUAGACAAUUUUGCUGGAGAUACAUGCACUGCACUAGAAAAUUUUCAAUCAGAUCCCUAUAAUAGCAGUUUGAGUUCAAUUCUUCCCUGUGAUGAAUUGGUUUCAGCUGAAUCAGUCCUUCUUGAUGUUAGUCAAGGGGUACAUCAAAUAGUCAACGAGGUGAACCAAAAGUUAUCUAUAGAAUAUGGAAAUGUUGCACAAAUUUGUAAUCCUUUCUCUGGUCCACCACAAUAUAACUACGAGCCAGGGAACUGUUCCUCUACUACGAUUCGCGUAGGAGACCUUCCUCGGAUAUUCAAGAUGUUAACCUGCACUGAUCCAACUUGCACUGGAGGAGUCAUGAUCUCUCCUCGAGAUUUCAACACAGUCGAGGCUUACACAACCGCGGUCCAGAAAAUCCUCGAUGUGUACCCUGGAAUGGAGAAUCUAACUCAAUGUGACACAGUGUUUAAUGCAUUCGAUGAUAUCAUUGACAAUCACUGCAAACCAUUGAAGAAAAGCGCGCAUUUGGUAUGGGGAGGACUUGUUUUCCUCUCAGUAGUAAUGGUAACGUUAGUCCUCGUGUGGUCAUUCGAAGCACACCAUGAAGAGAAUCAUAACAACUUAGAUAGCUCUAUCAAGCCUCAUUCUGUAGAACCAGAUAUGAUGGAAUUAGGUAUGCGGAAAGAAGCCAAUACUGGCUCAAAUCCUGUUUCAGACAUGUAAAUAAUACAAUAGAGCAUAGGCAUUUUAAUAGAAGCAAAGAUUCAACAAUCUCCCGGACAACAGAGUCAUCAUUGUUACGAGGUUAGAGAGCAUCCUACACAAAGCGGCCUUUCAUUCUUUUAGGGGACCAAAAAAUGCGUCUCCUUGUGGAAGAAAAUGUGGUAAGAGUUAUAGGACCAUAUAUUUCUUUAUAUAUAUACUGUAUAGAAAAUUCUUGUUUCUUCACAAGGUUAAAGAAGCCAGCUAUGGGGAUGAACCCCUCAAGUGGCAUGGAUUAAAUUUUAUAAAGCAAGAAAAGGUCUGCUUGGUAAAUUUCAUCAUGG
This is a messenger RNA of Solanum pennellii, 2043 nucleotides long. RefSeq lists its product as uncharacterized. The transcript has 11 exons. The coding region runs from base 137 to 1720 and encodes 527 amino acids. NCBI's taxonomy places the organism in Eukaryota, Viridiplantae, Streptophyta, Magnoliopsida, Solanales, Solanaceae. The record is from RefSeq and is a predicted model, not a curated record. Gene Ontology annotation, cellular component: membrane.